UGUGUAAGGUCAUUGCUCCUUCUCAAAAGAGCCAUUCCCAGAAAAUGCAGUAAGGUGGCUUUCUUUGUCCUUUUGGGGUCUUUCUGACCUUAUCCAGCUCACCAUGGACGAUGCCAGGGCCUGAUGGCCAUGUCCCCUAAGAGGCUAGUUGACCCUUCACUUGGUGCUGAAGACUGACAAAUGAUUAACCCCCUGGAAUCUCUGGUUAGAUCCUAGUUAUGGUCAUGAGUUUAGUCUUUUGAGCCGUGGGCUAAAAUUGUUUUUCCAGCCUUCCACCCGAUCGGGUGUCCCUGCCUGGACUGUGGUAUGGAAACUCUCCCCUGGGAGAGAGUAAUGGGCAGGAGGCGUGGGAAAUGGUGGGAGGAAGCUUCCAACUGCUGCUGGCCAGCCCGGCGUCCCACUGAGGAGAUGGAACAAGAAGAAAAUCAGGGUGUGUGUGAACACCGGGAUUCAGAAGACAGAGAGAUGGGGUCUGAUUUGGAGAACACCGAGGACAGGGAAGGGGAUCCAGAAGAAAGAGGAACAGAUUCUAAUCCACAGGAUGCAGGAGAGAGGGGCCCCCUGGUGCAGGAGAUGGACUCCAACCUGAAGGAUGAACCUCUGAGAAGGGACGCGAGCAAGAGGGAAGUAGCACCCAGUGUCUGCACAGAGGAGCUGCUAAGUGAGGAAGAAAGGGCUGCUCUUCCGGAGGAAGAGGACGACCGGCCUGGUGUGGCUGACAUGGCGAUGUUUCCAGGUCUGACCGAGUCGGACAGCUUGGCCCGGAGCCCGGGAGAGGAGGGAGAGGACAGCGCUGGGGAGAACCGGCUGGAGGAGCAGCCGCCCCCUCCUGUACUUCCCUGGAGGCGCCACCUCUCCCUGGGGAGUCGGCACCGGGGCGACAGACCGUCCCACCGUCGCUUCCACCGCAUCCACACCGGCGAGAAGCCGCACGGCUGCGGCGAGUGCGGCAAGCGCUUCAGCUGGCGCUCGGACCUGGUGAAGCACCAGCGCGUGCACACGGGCGAGAAGCCCUACAUGUGCUCCGAGUGCGGCGAGACCUUCAGCGUGAGCUCGCACCUCUUCACGCACAAGCGCACGCACUCGGGCGAGCGGCCCUACGUGUGCCGCGAGUGCGGCAAGGGCUUCGGGCGCAACUCGCACCUGGUGAACCACCUGCGGGUGCACACGGGCGAGAAGCCCUUCCGCUGCGGCCAGUGCGAAAAGCGCUUCAGCGACUUCUCCACGCUCACUCAGCACCAGCGCACGCACACGGGCGAGAAGCCCUACACGUGCAUCGAGUGCGGCAAGAGCUUCAUCCAGAGCUCGCACCUGAUCCGCCACCGCCGCAUCCACACGGGCAACAAGCCGCACAAGUGCACGGGCUGCGGCAAAGGCUUCCGCUACAAGACACACCUCGCGCAGCACCAGAAGCUGCACCUGUGCUAGGGUGGGUGGAGCGUGGGGAGCAGGUGGCCCUGGGACAGACCCUCUGGAAGGAAGUGGGGAAGGACGGUCUGAGAGUGACUGAAAGGGCCUUCCGGCGCUCUGGGGUCCGGGCAGGAAGGGUUGAGGAGGAGUUAUUUCAGGGCGCUCUAUUUUGCCUGCCUCCUCUCCAUCAGAGAAACUCGGGAGGUGUGCUUGAGUGGAGGAAACCUCAAACGCGCUGUAGGGAGUGGAGAGCGUGGGCGCUCUGACGACCUUCAGGAAGGAGAUUUGGAGUGAGGAAUGGUAUGCUAGGCGCAGAGUACAUUGGGCUUCGACGGUCUGUGGGAAUCGGGGAAGAGAGCACGGCUGGAGUGAGAGUUGUGGAGUCACACAAGAUGCGGGUAAGUCUGUCUCGGCCCCACGGGGUGGUAAGCAGCGUUUGCCCUGAGACCCCCAUCAGCUGUAGUCGACCCUGCAGGAGAGGAUAGGGACUGUACUCUUCCUUUCCUUUCCCCGAGCCACAGUUAGCUGCUAUUUUGAGGCAUCCAGGGGAAACUGGUCAUGAAAGAUGACACACCUUCCUUUCAAGGGGCAGCCUCUGGGCUGUAGAAAUUCGUUUAUAUCUAACUGGUUCUCAGAACGCUUGGCAAGUCCUGUUCCGGUUCUUUGCUGCUUCCUUGAAAAGCACUCUAGCUUCAUGGUGAAUCUAGGUUGUCUGUGAGGAUGACCCACCUCUUGCUCCCUCUUGUAGCACACCCCAGUCCCAGUGUUUUUUUUUUUUUUAAGGUCUCACUUGCGAUUUUUCAGGUACAGGAAAUGGAACAGUCUCAGCUCUGUGAGACUCUCCCUUCUCAGGUCAGCUUUCAGGUGAAUAUCAGAUUAACAUCAGCUGUCCCGGCCACCUACCAAAAUGAAUCAGCUCAGAUUUUUUGCUGGCCUUCUGCGAGAAAUCCAGGAGAGUCAAAUUUGCAUGUUGAAAUGCAGGGCUCCUUUAUCUCAUUUGCCUUCACCUUGCAUGUAGGUGCCCUGUUCUCCACUAACCCCUGCCUCCAUCCUUACUAAUGAGGGUCUAGUCCAAGCAGCAAUUUCUGUUUCUGAUGUGUGGAAGCACUGUCGAAAUCUCAAGGCUUUACACAAAGAGGGCACAGUCUGGGAGAGGUGGAAAUGUAACAUUGCCAAAUAGCACAAGCGAUGAAUGUUUUCUAGUUAUAUAGAUGCCAAAAUAGCACUUUUGGAUAUGCCAAGUGCUAUAUGCUUUUGAAUGGUAGUUGUUUCUCACAUCUCUGUGAGGUGAAUCAGUAUUAUGACCUCUUUUAGGGAAGGCCUGGGGACAGGAAUGUGGCAGGCUGUCCUGAACGAAGGCAGAGGACAGUGUGGAUUGGUGUGGCCUGACCUUUGGUGUUCUCCGGCUCAGCUGCUAGGAAGACUUAACUUGUCAUGACUAUAUGAUAAGGACACUGAACAAUGUUAUUCCUGAUCGAAAACUCAAAUCUAGCCUAGAAGGGCCAAAGACGUCCUUAUUGACAAAGCUGGUCUUUGUCACCUACUUAGGGUAUCCUAGCUCUGUUCCGUUUCUAGUAGGGGGCUGUAGUUAAAUGACUCGUGUAGAUUUCCGUUCCCUCUUCUGGAAAUUCCCUCCCCUAGGUUAGCCUUAGAAGUUAGAGUUGUGGAAAAGGAGUGUUUUCUUCACUAAUAUUUGUUACCCUCUACUAUCCAUAGAAGCAUUUUCACAAACUGUUGGACACAGUUGAAGGGGGGGGGAAGCUACAAAAUUGUUUUUACAGUUUUAGCAAAGUUUCUGUGAAUGCUAGUAACUUAUACUUGAUCGGUUGUAACCUAGCAAAGAACCUCUUUGGGGACUGUAGGAAAGCAUGUUUUAUAACAAAAAAAAUCCUGAGAAUUUUGGGUUGUACAUUGCCUAUUGUCCUGCCCUUUUAAUCAUUUUGUUAUUAUUGAAAAUGGAUGUUCAUACUAGGGAUAGUUUUGAAAGAUGUGAAUUAAUUUUUGUUUUCUUUUAGUCAAGGCUACACAAGCAAAGUACAUAUCUUAUUUAUUCUGACUUGUCUGAAUACCAUGUGUAUACAAUCUGUCUAAAAAUAAUGCAGUACAAUUUGUAGGUAAUCUUUCUCCUUUGUGGUAUUUUUUUUUAAGCACAUCUACCUCUUCCAGCUGUUUUAAGUUCUCUCAAGUCUGUGCCUAUAAAGUCUUAUCCAACUUUUGAUUAUUUAUGAAUUGAUUAUUGACUUUAUGGGUUUUCUGGUCUUUUGCUGCCAUUGUUACAUAGUCCUGUCAGCAUCAAAUGUUACAUAUCAGCAAAAUUGGAGUUUAGUGGGGACCGGGGAUCAAAGAUAAUGUAAAACAAUGACAGUGGAAAUCUUUGGACUUUGCCUCUCUUGUCCUUUUUAUUACUGUGGAUAAGAGUCAGCUAUGGCAUUAGAAUCCGUUCUGUGGCCAGGGAUGUAGCUCAGCAGUACCACUCCUACCUGGCAAGUGCAAGGUCUCUGAGUUCGAUCCCUGGUACCAGGCGGGGGGGAAAUCCCUUCUGUGAGCAAACUUCUUAGCAGUAGCAAACUGUUCAGCCACUAGCCCCCAAUCUCAUAGCGUUUUUAAAAUGUGAUUGCAUAUUUCUUAUGUUUCUCCAGGGUGUAUACCCAUAUUAAGUGAAGUUAAGUGCAUUCAGCAGGUUGUUGUUUGUCUUUAAUUUUAGAGUAAUAGUAAUUCUUCAGCAAACCCUGUUAACUGUGGUUCACCCUUGGAUGUGUUUAAAGAUUCUUUCCUCCAAAUCAUUAGCGAUGGUGGCGGCAAGUGUAUUAUUUGUUUUCUGGGGAAUUUGGCCAAGACCCCUGCUAAGCAAAUCCAGAAGCAUUUAAAGUUUAAGGGGUUGUGAUUAAAUCUUGAGUUCUGGGUUGGAGGGAGAUGAACAGUUAGCCCCUUGAGCCAUAUGUUCUCUUUGCAGUCAUGAGGCUGUACAUAUGUUAAAAGGUACAAAUUAAGGAUUUGUUCACAGAUGAUCUGAACCGUGUUUCUGAAGUUUGCACACUUUUCUUCACUGUAAUGUUACUUUACAUCUGUCUGUUAAAAUAGUGAAUAAUGCUCCUGAGAUUAACAGGUUUCGUGUGAAUGUGUUUGUAUAUGUGAUAAUUGCCUUGUUUUCAGGUUGUUUUAUUUAAUAAUGGUUCUUUGGACAGCAUUCUGGUGUACAGCCACAAAUAUGGAAUAUUUGUCAUUAAAUCCAUAUCAGUCUUUUACUGUUCUUUUCCCUUAUUUGUUACUCAUACAUUCAGUUUCACACAGUUUGAUCUACAGAAGCUGUUAUGGUAAAAGAAGGGUUGGCGAACUACCAGAUCUGGCCUGUCUUUGUAA
Fukomys damarensis (Damara mole-rat) is the source of this 4770-nucleotide messenger RNA. RefSeq names its product zinc finger protein 697 (gene Znf697). Bases 307 to 1428 code for a protein of 373 amino acids. Gene Ontology annotation, biological process: regulation of transcription by RNA polymerase II. The transcript has 4 exons. The record is from RefSeq and is a predicted model, not a curated record. Gene Ontology annotation, molecular function: RNA polymerase II transcription regulatory region sequence-specific DNA binding; DNA-binding transcription factor activity, RNA polymerase II-specific. Gene Ontology annotation, cellular component: nucleus. Lineage: Eukaryota; Metazoa; Chordata; Mammalia; Rodentia; Bathyergidae.